UGUGAAGAGAGACAGAAGGCCUUAAAGCUUAUAAAUUUAUAGACGAUGAAAGUAGGGUUGUCAAAACGCUCUUUCUUUUUGUAGACAGUAUUGUAGUCCUUCUCACAAUGAUCAUAGAAAAUGUUGAAGCCUUGAAAUCGUGGCUGGCAAAGCUCUUGGAGCCGAUAUGUGAUGCUGACCCCUCUGCAUUAGCCAACUAUGUAGUUGCUCUUGUGAAGAAGGACAAACCAGAGAAGGAACUGAAAGCACUUUGUGCUGAUCAGCUUGAUGUCUUCCUACAAAAAGAGACGGUGGGAUUUGUUGAUAAGCUUUUUGAAUGUUUGACGACCAAGAACUACCUGGGAAAUCCUGCUGCCAAGGAAACUCCCAAAGAGGAGAUUAAACUGCCUGCAAUCAAGGCUGAAGUUGUUGAGGCUGAAACACCCGAGGAAGAGAACAGGCGAAGGAGAAGUCCUCUGAGAAAUCGCUCUGACUUCAAUGAGUCCAGGAACCGCGAUGAGAGGAGGCGAGACGAGCGCAAGCGCCGUGACUUUGAUCGGCACGGGAAAAGCGUCAGCGACUCCCACCGGGAGCGGGAGCGCCAUGAGCGGCGCAGGGGCAGCCCCCGCGGGAGAAGCUACAGCAGGAGCCGCAGCCGGAGCAGGAGCGGCAGUCGUGGAAAGAGCAGGGAUAGGGAGCACAGAGGAGGCAGAGACUUCAAGUCAAAGUUUGAGGCAGACAGGAAGGACACUGAUGGAUACAACUCUUCCACCACAUCCGGCUCUCAGCAGCAGCAGCAGCACCCGCCACCUCUCCUGCCCUUACACACACCUCUGCAUCCCUUUUCCUCUUCUUCCUCGUCUUCAGGAGCUGGGGGUGUACCGGUAGCAACACCGGCUCACUUGCCCGACAGCACUACAGACAGCUGGUCUAGCUACUACGGAACGAGGCAAGAUGGUGUUUGCAAACCUUUCAGCAAGGCUGCUUCACUCAAACAGCGCUGCAGGGAUUACGAUGAAAAAGGAUUUUGUGUCCGUGGUGACCAUUGUCUCUAUGAUCAUGGCAGUGAUCCCCUCAUAGUCGACGAUGUCAAUCUACCAAAUAUUAUUCCGUUCCCACCCCCACCUAUUCUGCCACCCGCCGGGCUGCCCAUGCCCCCCAUCACUGAACCACCUCCCUCCCUCAGGAUGCCUUCUAUGCCACCCUAUGGCCAGCCACCACCACCAGGUGUUUUCCCUAUGACAGGACCCCCACUGAUAGCAACCAGUGGGAUUGAUACCCCCAACCACCAAUCUGCAAUCACUUCUUCUCCUCCCGUCGGACCGCCUGGUGUGGGCCUACCUCCUACACUUCCUCCUCCUCCUCCACCUCCUUCCUCGACCUCAUCUGUGUCUCUGCGUCCCCAAUAUGUCCAGUCUGAAUACAACUACGAUGCAGAAGGCUACAACCCAGAAUCUCCAGGCCUGACUGUAGCAGGACGUAACCCAUAUCGUCAGUUUAUUCCCCGGGUGCAGACUCAACGCUCCAACCUCAUUGGCCUCACCUCCAGUGAAGGUCAAGGCUCCAGAGCUGCCAACAUAGUGAUCCAGACAGAGCCAGCUACUGCACCCAGCACUCCUGGAAGUAACGUGUCCCGUUUCAACACAGAGCAGGACAGCAGGAAGAGGACCAUGGGACCCAGUACAGCUGAAGGGCCAGCACCUAAAAAACCCUGGAUGGAAAAACCGAGCUUCAACAACCAGCAUAAGGGUGCUUUUCCCAAGAGGACUUUUUACGUGAACACAAAGUUGGAGGUGCGUAGGAUCCCGCGCGAGCUCAACAACAUCACCAAACUCAACGAGCACUUCAGCAAGUUUGGAACCAUCGUCAAUAUACAGGUUGUGUUUGGCGGAGACCCAGAGGCAGCAUUGAUCCAGUACACAAAGAAUGAAGAAGCCAGACGAGCCAUAUCCAGCACAGAAGCGGUCCUUAACAACCGCUUUAUCCGCGUGUACUGGCACCGCGAGCUUGGUGCUAAUGCCACAGGCCUUCAGCAGCAGGAGCAGAGCUCAGGGAGCCAGGUGGCCGGGUCAGUGCCCAACCAGGGGCUGCAGCACAGCAACAUGCAUAAAGGGAUCAAGCAGCACAAUCCAGCUGCUUAUGUGUUGAACAAGACUGUACCCAAGCAUCAUCUGUCUGCAACAGCUGGGGCCACGACAAAUGCCAAGUCGGACAACCUGAAUCCAAACACGGACACGGCUGCUGUGGUGCCUGCUCCUACAAACACCCUGAAGGGCCACUACACUUCCACAGCCGCCAAGUCUUCCUCAAAGAGCCUUGGGAAAACGGGAAAAGCACUGGAAGCACAUGAAGCUCUCAAGAAAAAGCAGGAGGCACUAAAACUCCAGCAAGACAUGAGAAAGAAGAAACAGGAGAUGUUAGAGAAACAGAUUGAGUGUCAGAAAGCGCUGAUAAGUCGGCUGGAGAAAAACCGAGGCAUGAAACCUGAAGAGAGGGCCAACAUCAUGAAAACGCUGAAAGAACUAACGGAAAAGAUCACCCAGCUCCAGAAUGAAAUGAACCCUGCCUCCCAGGUCUCAAGCGCCAAAACUAACCACAACCAGCCCAAAACCAAGACUGAUGCCCAGAAGGAGCUGCUAGAUGCUGAGCUGGACUUUCACAAGAAGAUGAGCUCUGGAGAGGAUACAACAGACCUCAAAAGAAAACUGGGGCAGCUACAGGUGGAGGCAACACGUUUGGGUUUGAUCCGGCCUCCAGCAGGACGAGGUCGCGGCCGAGGAAAGCUGGGCCCAGAUCCUGGUGCGAUGCACGUGGGCCGUGGCCGGAGUCGAAACCGGGAAAUGAUGGCGCGCGGUGGGGCUGUGAACCGCAUGGUGGUUGAUCACAGACCCAGAGCCCUGGCUAUUUUAGGGGUCACUCAGGAGGAAAAAGAAGAGCUAAUGCCGCACUUUGUGAAAUUUGGUGAAAUCGAGGAUCUCCGUGACCAAGACGCCAACAGUGUCGUCAUGACCUUUAAGACACGGAGUGAAGCAGAGAAUGCAGCAAACCAGGGAGCUAAGUUCAAAGGUCGUGUUCUGCAGAUUUCCUGGUACAAGCCCAAGACACCCUCUGUUACAACGGAGCCAGAGGAAGAAGAGGCUAAAGAUGAUGACAGUGCGAAGGAAGCCAGCUCUUAUUUACCUGGUGAGGAAGAGGAAGAAGAGGAGGAGGAAGAGGAUGACGAUGAAGACGAUGAGUACGAGAGUCGAUCUUGGAGGCGAUAAUGACAUUCGUCAUUAUCAUUAACUGCUCUCCGGCAGAAUCAGUGGUCCCCCACUCCCACUCCCACGCAGAUUAAAAUUGAUGUAAAGGAACUCACUUUUUUUCCCCCCUUUCCAGUAUUUUCAAAGUAAUUUUAGACUCUAAUCAAAGUAAAAGAAAAAAACGUCUUUACUUUAUUGUACAUGAAAAGAAGUGUAGAUGGUCAACAGUUUUUUGUAUCCCUCAACUAAACAGUUGUUUAAAACAUCUCACUUUUGCUGAGAAAGAUACAUGUUUAGUUGUUCUUAUAGCUAGAAAAACUUAUGUAAGUUUCUGUGUGCUUACCAGAUGGACAAUAUCAGUAAUGCACAACAUUUGUGUCGACUGUGAAUAGGUAUUUUUAUACAUACUGUAUUUAAGCUCUUUUUCUCACCAGUUUUUGUAGAAUCUUGUCCUCCGUUCAGGGACAGCCAUUCCAUCACCAACAGAACGUUCUCUGCCGCUACCACAGAGAAAUUUAUUUAUUCUUUUUCCACACUGCAUAAAUGCACUGUGCCGUACCGAUAUUGGCAAAGUAUGGUACAGUUUUCACUUUGCUCAUAGUUUUGAUGUGGUAAAGCCCAACGUGUUAAAGGAUUGUGUCUUUCUUUUUUCCUAAAUGUGUGCUGGUAUGAAUAUUUGCCAGUGCACAUGCAUGUUGGUGUUCCUAAUAAACAGACAGACCCAUAGAGAUGCUGUACCGUGGCCAUACAGCCAGUGCAGGUACAGUAGGAUACCAGUGCAAUAAAAAAAAAAAAA
This is a messenger RNA of Neolamprologus brichardi, 4017 nucleotides long. RefSeq names its product RNA binding motif protein 27 (gene rbm27). The record is from RefSeq and is a predicted model, not a curated record. NCBI's taxonomy places the organism in Eukaryota, Metazoa, Chordata, Actinopteri, Cichliformes, Cichlidae. Gene Ontology annotation, cellular component: nucleus. Gene Ontology annotation, molecular function: RNA binding; metal ion binding.